AUGGCUGCAGCCUCACCUCCGUCUCGUCUUCUCCGGAGCAGAAGUGGAGCUCCAACCGGCAUGUCAAUGAUGUUUUCUCCUGAAACAAGUCGAUGCUCUAGCCAAAGAUAUUCCAUCCGUUCAAAAUCAACCACUAAAUCAAGAAAUACUACCUCGAAAGGAGACCGAGAAAAUUAUGCGAUGUCGUCAUUCAUUUCAUCAGUUCCACGCUUGCAGAGGAAACCACAAGACUGUAAUAGAGAUACAGCUGCUGCUACCAAAAUACCGCAGCAUGGUAAUCUGCGCGGUCCUAGUGUAGCAUCGAGGAAGGUCAGGUCGGCGCCACCAUCUCCCUCCGCAUGGAUGUCGACUCCCCCAGGGCGGACUUCAAUGGAGGCUCAGACGACUUCAACUUCAAGCAGUUUCCGGGCUAAAUCAGAUGGCGGCGGCAGCAUCAGUAGGGUUCUGAAGUAUUUCAGGACACAGAAGAAGGUUUCGCCGGCGCAGGAGGAGGAGUUUCACAAGUUACGGAUGCUGCAGAACCGGCUAUUGCAGUGGCGGUUCGCCAACGCGAAGGCUGAAACCAGGAUGACAGGCACGACAAGGACAGCAGAGGAGAAGUUGUUCCGAGUGUGGGUGAGGAUCUCGAAGUUGAGAUGCUCGGUGGCGGAGAAGAGAAUGGAGAUGCAAAGGCUAAUGGAUGGCAUCAAGCUCUAUGACAUUUUAAGUCCUCAGAUAUACCAUCUCAACGAAUGGGGGGAAUUGGAGAGGAAAUACAAUGAAGGUGUGAGCAGGAUGAUUAGAAAGCUCUCUGCCUUUUCUAACAAUGUUCCUCUACUACAAGGUGCCCAGGCAGAUUUGGUGGCUCUCGAUGAAGCUGUAAGAUUGGCCAUGGAAGUUAUGGACAACAUCGACAGAAUGUGCGCCAAAUUUUCCGAUAAGGCAGAAAACUUGCAUCUUCAAUUGAUACAAGCUUCCGACAUCCUAAGACAAAGGCGCGAGUGUGCACAAGAGCUGGAGAUCAUUUUUCCUGGUACUUUAGAUUUACUGCUCCCCAUUGAGUCCCUGCAGUUUGGUGCGGGGAAAAAAGAGUCGAAUGCUUGUGCGGCAACCUGCCCCGGAGGUUGGUUGGUGGUGGUGGGGGUGCUGGAGGGGAACAAACAACCCCAUUGA
This is a messenger RNA of Punica granatum (pomegranate), 1152 nucleotides long. The record is from RefSeq and is a predicted model, not a curated record. NCBI's taxonomy places the organism in Eukaryota, Viridiplantae, Streptophyta, Magnoliopsida, Myrtales, Lythraceae.